Molecule: messenger RNA, 320 nt
Organism: Hemicordylus capensis (graceful crag lizard)
Lineage: Eukaryota; Metazoa; Chordata; Lepidosauria; Squamata; Cordylidae
Product: protein eyes shut homolog
Exons: 3
Coding region: 5-265 (86 amino acids)
Source: RefSeq, a predicted model, not a curated record
AGUAAUGACAAAGACUAGCAUUCCCAGCAAUCAUUGGUCGACUCUCAUUUGUCAAGAAACGGGACCAAUAUUUAUAGGUGGCUUACCACAUCGGUAUGCAACAAAGCAGGUGACUCAACCUAUCUAUAAUUUUACUGGUUGCAUAGAAGUGACAGAAAUCAAUAAGUUGGGCCCUUUCACCUUUUCUAAUGCUGUGGACAAAAACAAUAUUGACAGCUGCAGUGAGUGGAGACAUAAGGAGGGCAGCAACAGGAAAAGAUUCUAAUGCAGACCUUCUCCCCCACCAUUUUUGUUCUUAUGCAUCUUUAAAUGAAAAGGUA